Messenger RNA from Dermacentor andersoni, 1035 nucleotides. RefSeq names its product sodium- and chloride-dependent betaine transporter-like. Gene Ontology annotation, biological process: nitrogen compound transport; amino acid import across plasma membrane; sodium ion transmembrane transport. The record is from RefSeq and is a predicted model, not a curated record. Gene Ontology annotation, cellular component: plasma membrane. NCBI's taxonomy places the organism in Eukaryota, Metazoa, Arthropoda, Arachnida, Ixodida, Ixodidae. Gene Ontology annotation, molecular function: amino acid:sodium symporter activity; L-amino acid transmembrane transporter activity.
AUGGGCAGUGCUCGAGCCAUUCUGACCGAUCACAGGAAGCUGAUGUACCCGUGCGCGCGCGUGAACGCGACCUUGGCCAGGCGCUACUCGUCGGCCAACUACUCGGGAAGAGGCGCGGUGACCGUGCAGGCGCCCAGCGGCCGGGUGGUGAUCGUCCCGACUGCAGAGUACGAGGCGCUGCGCAACAACUGCAUCAACGGCACCCUGUCGUCGCAGGAGUACCACUUCCGGAAGGACGUUCUCCAGCUGAGCUCCAGCAUCGACGAGUUUGGCACCAUUCAGAUGACUGUGGCUGUCUGCAUCGCCUGCAGCUGGUUCCUGGUUUUCUUCAGUGUCUACAAGGGGCCCCAUUCAUUGAGCAAGGCGGCGACCGGCAGCGUCUACACGGCAUUCAUGCUGUUGAGUGCGCUGUGCACGGCCUCGCUAGUGCAGGAGGGAUCAUUUCUCGGGCUGCUGGAAUGUUUCAAGCCUGACCUAUGGAAACUCGUCGACAUCAAGACCUGGCACUCGGCGUCGCGCCACCUGUUCUACAGCCUGGGUCUCUCCUACGGAGCGACGACGUGCUUGGCCAGCUACAGCGACUUCCAGGCCAACUUACUCGAACAUGCAGCGAAGGUCUGCCUGCUGGACUUGGCGUAUUGCCUGAUGGGCGCACUGUUCGUGUUCGGCCUCUACGGCAACCUGGCCCACUCGUCCCACAUUGAGAUCGGCGACUUGAUCACACAAGGCAUAAGCUACACUUUCGUCGGCUUCCCGGAGACCACCAGCUCACGCUACCUCCAGCGGCUAUGGUGUUUUCCCUUCUACCUGAUGGUCUUCGUCGUCACAUUCGGAAGCGAGACCUGCCUGGUCGGAGGUUUCCUCGGCAGCCUGAAGGACAACUACCCAGCGCUGCGCAGCCGCCCGACACUGACUGCGGUGCUUGCGUGCGUCGCCGGCUUCGCUCUAGCGGUGCCCUUUACUUUUCAGGUACUGAACUCGCGCAAGCUGCGUUUCGCAGCACCCCGCAUCAGCCAACUGCAACAGCGCGAGUAG